UUUCUCCUCCCCUUUUUCCCUCGGUGCCCUCUCUCUCUCUCCCCUUACUCUCUCCUCUAGUGGCUCCGCCUCCCUCUAAUGGUGGUUCACACCAGCUGAGGCGGAGCUCGGCCGUGCCCCGGCGAUCGCCGAUCGGACGGUCGAGGUCGCGCCGAUGACCGCGCAUAGAGGGAAAGUGGGGUGAUCACGCGGAGUCGGCGGAGUUCGUGGCGCAGUACGAUCUCCUCUUCCUGCGAUCUCGCGAUCUCAGCUGAGAUUUGGGUUCGGUUACUCGAUCCGCUGGUUUUUGUUCCAAAAGAUGCUGAGAUUUUUGUUGCAAAUAAUCUUUGGAGCAGGUCAUGAACUAGUGCCUCAUAUUUUAUGUGUAUAAGCUCAUCGUUCAACAAGUCAAAGAACAUGGAGGAAGUUCAAGAUUGCAAGUCCAGAAGCAUCAUUGGUGCUUCGGGUUCUGUACUUCCGCAACUUCUUAAGUCUACUCAGGAUCAAAGUUCAUUACAGAAUUUUGCAUGGGCUUGCCUACUAUUGGCUAGAAAAAACUACCUCCUGAAAGAAAAUGGACUUGUUCCAACUGAGUAUGAGAUAGACAUGCCUAGUUUGGACCAUAGAGAACUAAAGAAGAAGAAGCCUAUUUCUAAGGCCAAGUAUAGAAGCAAUCGCAGUGAUCAGAGAUCAAAUGACUGUUCCCUUUCUAGCCUUCACGACGAUGUUGCCCUAGAGUGUAUAGCUUGGGCAAGUAGAGCUGACUAUCCUUCUCUUUCUUGUCUGAAUAAGAGGUUCAACUCAUUGAUUGGCUGUGAAGAUUUAUACAAGAAAAGGAGGGAACUUCGUAUCAUCGAGUAUUGGGUAUACUUAGCUUGUACGUCAAUGCCUUGGGAAGCGUUUGUUCCUUCCAUAAGGAGAUGGAUGAGGCUACCAAGGAUGCCAUGUGAUGUGUGCUUUUCUAAUGCGGAUAAAGAGUCUCUUGCUGUAGGAACUCAGCUUCUCGUUUUUGGUCAGGAAUAUGCUGGAUCUGCUACUGGAUCUGCUACUCAAUCUGCAGUUUGGAUGUAUAGUUCGGUGACUCGCAAUUGGUCCAGGGGUCCCCUGAUGAAUUUACCCCGUUGCAUGUUUGGGUCUGGCAGCUCUGGCGAAAUUGCCAUUGUUGCUGGUGGAACUGAUGAGACUGGUCGUGUCUUAAAAUGUGCUGAACUGUACAAUUCUGAUUACCACACUUGGGAACCUUUACCGGAUAUGAAUUUGCCAAGGAAAUCAUGUUCCGGAUUCUUUAUGGAUGGGAAGUUUUAUGUCAUAGGGGGGAUGUUGAACAACACUGAUUCUUUAACCUGUGGAGAGGAGUAUAAUAUUCAAACUAGGACAUGGAGGAGAAUUGAGAAUAUGUACCCUGGAGGUAAUAAUGCCAUUCAGUCUCCUCCUCUGGUUGCUGUUGUGAAUAAUCAGCUUUUCGCAGCUGAUCAGUCCAUGAACACAGUUAAGAAGUACGACAAAGAAAAUAACACUUGGAAUGUCGUGAAGCUGUUGCCUGUUAGGGCCGAUUCUUCUUAUGGUUGGGGUCUGGCUUUUAAGCCAUGUGGUGACAGGUUAUUGGUCAUCGGUGCUCGUAGGGUGCGUGAUGGCAGAGAAGUCCUCGUGCUGCACUCUUGGUGUCCGGAUGAUGGAAGUGCUGGAGGAGCAGAGUGGGAAGUUCUGUCUGUCAACGACAGAGUUGGUGGUUUCGUCCACAAUUGUGCAAUAAUGGGAUGUUGAAAGCAUUGCAGAAAAGCUGCUUACUACUCACAUGCAUAGAUAGGCAAUUUUGCCAAGUUUAAUGUAGGAGCGGCUGAUUUUACUGGUAAUUUUUUGUUUCGAACUUUUACCUUCAUCACUUAUUUAGGAGCAGCACUUCAUUUGGCACUCUUUCUGCUAAAGUUUCAGAAGGGGACUGAGGACAUUCAGUUUAUUUGGAAAAAUUAUUUUUGACUCUAUUGGUUCGUUUUCCAUUAGCAUGACAUUAGACUUCUUUGGUGUGUGAUCUGGCAUUAACUUGCUUAGUUGUGCUUGUUUGUUGUUUUAAA
Ananas comosus (pineapple) is the source of this 2051-nucleotide messenger RNA. RefSeq names its product F-box/kelch-repeat protein At5g60570-like. Gene Ontology annotation, cellular component: nucleus. The transcript is spliced from 3 exons. Bases 361 to 1743 code for a protein of 460 amino acids. The record is from RefSeq and is a predicted model, not a curated record. Gene Ontology annotation, molecular function: protein binding. NCBI's taxonomy places the organism in Eukaryota, Viridiplantae, Streptophyta, Magnoliopsida, Poales, Bromeliaceae.